This is a messenger RNA of Pseudomyrmex gracilis, 1043 nucleotides long. RefSeq names its product THAP domain-containing protein 1-like. The record is from RefSeq and is a predicted model, not a curated record. Lineage: Eukaryota; Metazoa; Arthropoda; Insecta; Hymenoptera; Formicidae. Gene Ontology annotation, molecular function: sequence-specific DNA binding. The transcript is spliced from 4 exons. The coding region runs from base 53 to 985 and encodes 310 amino acids.
UGCUGUGUAAUGGUGUUUAUAUACAUAUGUCAUAUAUAUACAAUAUUUUACAAUGAGUUAUUGUAUCGUGUCUGGAUGCAGCAAUCGAAGUAGCGCGAAGAGAAAAAAUUGGGAACAGUUGGAAAAAGAAAAUAAAGAUAAAAAAUUUUCUUUCCAUUUAUUGCCAAAGGAUAUAGAUCGACAAAAUCAAUGGUUGGAAGCUGUAGGUUUAAAGAAUUGGAAGCCGUGCAAAACAGCAGCCGUCUGUUCUGCACAUUUCAAAGAAGAUGAUUUCGAAUUGAAUCUCGCAGUGAAAAGACUGAAAAAAGAUGCUGUUCCACAUGUGCCUGGUAUUCAGUCUCAAAUGCUCACUUCACUGCCUUCACAAGAAACCACUCAGUUACCUGAUAAGGAAUUGCACUUCGAAAGCACAGACACACAAAAUCAAUUUUCUGCAGAGAGUGUGAAAUGUUUUGAAGUUGAUACAAUCACCGAAGAAAUUGAAGAAACAAAGGAAAUUAUAAAUUUCGCUGAUGCAAACUGCGACACAUCGCGCGAUGUUUCGAACGUGAGACACAGAUCGACAAGUGUAUCUCCCGAGAGGAUAUUUAAUUCUCCCAACAUAAUUAAUCUACGAGAGAUUUAUCAGAAACAAAUAAAAUCGUUAAAAAAACAAUUAUACAGAGCAACAUAUAAUGAAAAACAAGCUCAGAGAAAAGUCCAGGCUUUGAAAGUUGUUGUGAGAGAUCUGCAGCAACGUAACUCAACGAUGACACAUGACGGUAGUAUACUUCGUUAUUUGGACGAGGAUGUACAGGAAUUGGUGAAGUGUGGCGCGAAAAACCAAAAAACCUCGUCCACACCAAGAAGAUGGAAGCCGAGUUUGUUUAAGUUGGCAUUGUCCUUGUAUUUUUAUUCACCAAAAGCGUACAAUUUCCUUCGCUACAAAUUUUCCAACGCUCUGCCUCAUCCUAAAACUAUAUCGAAAUGGUAUCGUACUAUGUAAAAAUAACUAAAUAUAUGUAUAUAUUAAUAACUAUAUGUAUAUAUUAUAAACUAAAUAU